UCCUCCCUUCCCCUCCUCUCCCUCUCCCUCUUUCGCUCCCUCCUCCGCUCCUCCCCUCCAAUUUCCCCCGACGCUGUCACUCUCCUCUCCAUCCUUUCCAUAUCCGCCCGCCUCCUCCACCUCCCCUUUGGCCAAUCCACCCACCUUCUCUUCUUCAAGCUCGGCGUCCCCCACUCCCUCAAAUCCCACAACUCCCUCAUCAAUCUCUACGUCAAAUGCGGCCAAAUGCAUGACGCACGAAAAUCACUCGAUGAAAUGCCACACCCAACUGUCAUCUCAUACACCAUCUUCUUAUCCGGGUUGGCCAAAUUCGAAGGAAUUGAUAUUGCCCGUAGAAUGUUUGAUAUAAUGCCGGAAAGAAAUGAGGUUUCUUGGAUUGUGAUGGUUGUGGGUUUAAUAGAGGCUGGGAGGCCUAGAGACGCGUUUUCAAUGCUUGAGAGGAUGGUUUUUGGAGAUGGGUUUUGUUUGAGUGCAGUUAGCGUUUGCUCCGUUCUUUCUGCGUGUUCGCAGGCUGGGGAUCUUACGACGGGGAGAUGGCUUCAUGGGUAUGUUGAGAAAUUGGGUAUUUUUUAUGAGGAUGAGUUUGUUCUAGUUGGAUUGAUUGAUAUGUAUGCAAAAUGUGGGAGAAUUGGAAGUGCGAAGAUGGUGUUUGAGAGGAUGAGGGUUAGGAACUUGGUGGCUUGGAAUGCGAUUAUGAGCGGGUUAUCAAUUCAUGGAUUGGGGAAUGAGGUGCUGAGGCUUUUUGAUCAGAUGAUUGAUGAGAGAUUUGAGAGGCCGGAUCAUAUAACAUUUGUGUCUGUUUUGAGUGCUUGCAGUCGCUCGGGGCUUCUGGAACAAGGGCAAAGAUUGUUCGAUGAAAUAGAAUCGGUUUAUGGUUUGAAGCUUAGAAUUGAGCAUUAUGCUUGUAUGGUUGAUCUUUUGGGGCGAGCUGGGAAGUUGGAUGAAGCUGAAGCUUUGAUUCGAAAAAUGCCUAUGGCACCUAAUGAGGUUGUGUUGGGCUCUCUAAUGGCAUCUUGUAGCCUGCAUGGAAAACUAGAACUUGGUAAAAGGUUAAUGCAUGAGCUUAUAGAGCUCUAUCCUAAUAACACCGAGUAUCAUGUACUACUGUCAAAUCUCUAUUCAUCUCAUGGGAAGCAUGCCGAGUCUAAUGAUCUUUGGAGGGAAAUUAAGAGGAAUAAAACUAGAAAAGGGCCCGGAAUAAGUUAUAUUGAAGUUGAUGCCAAUGUUCAUCAGUUUACUGCUGGCGACAAAUCACACCCACGAGCAAAAGAGAUAUAUUCCAAAUUGGAUGAAAUUGUGCAGAGAUUGCGCUUGGCUGGGUAUUUUCCAAAUGCAGCUUCUCAGAUUUCUCGUGUUGAGGAUGGUUUUUUAGAGAAUGGAGAUGCGAGAGAGCAAAGAGAACAGGCUCUUUUGUUGCAUAGUGAAAGGCUUGCAGUCGCUUUUGGUCUUGUUUGUACUAAACCGGGUGUGCCUUUGCGUGUAUUUAAGAACCUUCGGAUAUGUUCUGACUGUCAUUUGGCUAUGAAGUUGGUUUCUGAUAUCUAUAAGCGAGAAAUUAUAAUUAGGGAUCGUAAUCGCUUUCAUUGUUUUAAGCAUGGACGAUGUUCUUGUGAUGAUUAUUGGUGAUGAGACGGAAAAAUAUGGUCUUGGUUCUCCUGAGGGAAUUUAAUUGCCAGCAACGGUGAGAAAGUCGGGGUUUCGUCAUUAGAUAAAUGGUUGAUGUGCAGACAAGAGUUAACGAGCAACCAUUAUGUGUUUUGAUUGAUAUGAGGUCUCAGGCUGAGGAUUGGAAUGUUCUUUAGGACUCCCAAGUAUUGUCCUUUAAAAUGUUAAUUCAUAUCCUUCAAUGCAAGAGGCAGCUUCUCACCUUUUGCGUGUUGUUGAUAGUUACUGGGAGAAUGGAGAUGCAAGAGGAGCUAGAGCAAGCUUUGUUGAUGAUGAUCUUCCACGGGAGGCUUGCAGAACCACAUGAUGUUUAAGGACCAUCAUAUUUUUUCUGAUUGUCUCUCAGCAAUAGAGCUGGUUUCUGGUGUUGAUUAGCGAGAAGAUCGUCGUGAGGGAUCACAAUUGCUUCCAUUGCUUUCAGCGAGAACAUUCAGACUGCCGAACAGUAAUAUUGUGGACUUUUGAGUAUAGACAAAGAUUCAUGCAUGAGGAAAUACAGACACAGAGCACAGUGUUUUCUGUUGUACAAGUUUGAAGUCAUAUGCCCAAUAUUACAAUGAGGCUGAAGAAUGCCGUUAAAAUUUGUAAUCAACUAGGUCCAAAUUUGUAAAUGCAACUGUUAGGGAGCUUAGAUUAAGCCUUUUAUGGACACAACUCCUCGUGUGUUCUAUUGCCUAAAGCAAAAAAUUGCGGCCUUUUUGCGUGACUCGUUAUAAGCUUUUUGUAUGUAAAGAAAGAAGUGAGAUAUUUAGCAAAUGCAAGGAAGCAAAUUAUC
Asparagus officinalis (garden asparagus) is the source of this 2440-nucleotide messenger RNA. Its product is annotated as pentatricopeptide repeat-containing protein At5g15340, mitochondrial. Gene Ontology annotation, biological process: RNA modification. The annotation marks the transcript as partial. Gene Ontology annotation, molecular function: protein binding; zinc ion binding; RNA binding. NCBI's taxonomy places the organism in Eukaryota, Viridiplantae, Streptophyta, Magnoliopsida, Asparagales, Asparagaceae. The record is from RefSeq and is a predicted model, not a curated record. The transcript has 2 exons.